UCUUGACCAGCCCCUUGACAGUCGAUAGCCCAGUCGCAUCUGGGAGCCCGCGUCGAGCGACACGCGCUCCGCUGAGCUCCUCUCUUCGGCUCCCGGCGGGCGUGGCUGGGGGGGGGUCUGGCGGCUUCGGGACCCUCGCGGCGCGGCGGAACCCAAGCGGCGGGCAGCGCGCUCAGGCCGGCAGCGGCCGGCUGCGGCCCGGAAGGAGUGCAGGCGGCUUCCACGGAGACGCUUGUCCAGAUUGGCGCAGCUGAAGACCUACCUGAUCUUGUCUACUCAAGUCUGACCAUUUGAGCUCAGCCAGUAGCCUCCUGACUGACUAGUUAAGAUGCAGAAAAGACAAGGGUACUGCAGCUAUUGCCGUGUGCAGUAUCCUAACCUGGAACAGGAAACAAAAAUUAAGGGAAUUUGUCACCAGCAGACUCUCACUAAAGGAAAAACUAAAAGGAGUUCUUCAGGCAGAAGGAAAAUGAUUCCAGAUGGAAGCUCAGAGCUACAGGAAGUAAUGAAGAACAAUGGACAGCACUUGUUUAGUGCUCAGCACAGAAGCCUGACCAGACAGAGCCGUCGUCGGACAGCUACCAGUAGCACUUUGAUGGAACGCUUCCUGCAGGAUGUACUUCGACACCACCCAUACAAUUAUCAAGACAACAACGGACCUGCACCAGAUGAUGCAGCGGCGGCAGCGGCGGUGGCGGCGGCAGCGGCGGCGGAGGCAGCAGCAGCAGCAGCAGCAAAUCCUGAGUCACCUGAAGUGGUUGUUUUGGAUGACUCCGAUGAAAAGGAGGAUGAUACUACAGAGAGCACUGGAGAGCAGAACUCGGAGGAUUCGGAAUCUGUUGAAGAGAUAGAUUGUAGACCUGGUACUUCCCAGGAGUGUGCAGAGGUUGCAGUUCGACCAUCGGUUAUUCAAAGGCUGGAGCGGGGGCAGCAGCAGCCCUUGGAGUUGGCUCAGGAAGUUGAGAGUGGUGUGGAAAGAGUUAAUUCAGUCGGUGUUCAGGCUACAACUAGUGGAAAAGAGUUAGUGCGUCCCCCAGUGAUUUGUAAUGCUCCUGCCAGAGCUUUGCCUAGAGGCUCUGAGAGACCAGUUGCGGCUACCAGUGCUCCUCGGUUAGUACUGGCAGUUGCUUCAGAUUCCUUUCCAGCUUGUGACACAGAAAACCUUGAAACAUACUUUGACUCCCCAGAUCAGGGCACUAGCAAUCCGCCAUCUCAACCCGAAACUAAAGACCCGAAAAAGAAACCUUUAAACAUAAAUUUAGACAAAUUGCUUGCACAGAAAAAUCUCAGAGCUCAGGGUGCGUCUUUUUCCCCUGUUGUGCGAGUUCGUGAGUUAACAGGUGAUGAGCUUUGUUCUGUAAGAGCUGGGCCGUCUUCUGAGGCAGGGGAAGGUACAUCAGGAAACCCCAGUGACACUGACACACUAGCACGAGCGCUUCGUGAAGGUGCCAUUCCAAAGCGUCGGGAGGCAUCUCGUUCAGAUGUGGCUCAUCCCCAAGAAGAAUCAUGUUUGGUCUUUAACAGACAGGAGCACCCAGUGAGUUCUGAAGUGACUUUCCAGCAUGGCUCUCUUCAGCUGGUACCUGGUCAUUCCCAAGCUGCAGUACAUGACUUACGUUAUCUGGAGGAGGAAGAGGAGGAAGAAGAGGAAGAAGAGGAAGAAGAGGAACCUGAUCAAGAAGAUGAGAGCUAUGAAUCUAGAGGUUCUGACACGAGUUUUGACUCUGAGUCCUCUUGUCAGUCACCGAGUGCUCUAUCUGAACUGACGGCUAGAGAAAUAAAUGGAUCAGAAGAAACACAUGCUGACAAUGUGCAGCCUCAGGAUGAAACACCUACUGUUUCUGGAGCAACUUCAGAUAAUGGCAGCGGUUCUCAUCAGGUGCCUACCAACCGUUCUCCAGUGAUUACACAGAACAUACAGCUCAUCAGUCUGGUUGAUGAAAGCUAUGAGUCUAGUGGCUCUGAAGAGAAUUUUGAUGGCGAUGACUCACUUCCGUCAACUAGUCACCAUCCUUCACAGCCUAUGAGAGCAGCAAGCCUUCGUACACAGAUGGCCAUCCGUUUGGUUGACAGCUAUGGAAGUGGCAGCUCUGAAGCAUGUGAAGAUUCUGGGUCCUCAGCUGAUGAGACUCCAGCAGCAACAGGACAGCAACAACCUUCGAAGAAUGCCCAUGCACACCUGGUUGAUGAGAAUUACGGGUCAAGUAGUUUCAGUUCUGACAGUGAUGCGGCUCCCCAAAUGCCUGUUCAAGAAAGAAGCCCCAGAGACAGAGCUGUCCAACAGGAAAAUGAACACCAACCCAGUAGUGCUGAAGCACAUCCUGAACGUGAUGGUUCUCUUGAGACAGUGGCUGAUGAAUCCCAGAGAGAAGCAGAAGAAAUAAAUGUUCCGAACCAGAGUACCAGCCCUGGGGAUAUGAACUGUGAGUCUCAUGGUCCUGAAAUGGGUUUUCAUGCUGAUGCUCAAUUAGAGGCUGAUCAAUCUCCACUAAAUCCUGAGGAAGUAGAUCUUGACCUAGAAAAUCAGAGUUUUCACUCUGGCAUUUCUAACCUAAGUUCUGAUUCCCGUGCUUCUUAUCAGUCAGCUAAUGAUCAACCUCAAGGGGCUUGGGGUGAAGUAAAUCUUGAUGAGUUAAAUGUCGACAUGGAAGUUAAGAGCAAUGGGUGCUCCAGUUCUGAGUUGACAUUUGAUUCCGAUUCCCCUCUUCUGUCAGUUACUGAGCUGUCUCUGCUGGAUGUUGAAGGAAUAAACGAAGAUGACUUUAACCUGGAAGAUGAAAGCUGUGUGUCAAGUAGUUCUGACAUAACUUUUGAUUCUUAUAUUCCCGAUGACUCAGUAGCUGACCAACCUCAAGUAGCUGUUUAUGAGGAGGAACCUGUUGAUCUGGAAAAUAAGAGUAAUGCAUCUUGUGUUUCCGAAAUAACAUAUGAUUCUGAUAUUCCUCUUCAUUCAGGAAAUGAUCACCCUGAAGUAGCUGUUAAAGAAGUAAUCAUUCAGGAAGAAGAAAACGUUCAUUUAGAAGGGAAGAAUGACAGUCCCAGUGGUUCUGAAAUAUGUUUGGAUUCUAAUGCCCCUCUUCAUUCAGUGACUAAUUCUGAUGUAGCUGUUGAAAAGAUAAAUUCCCCUAACGAAGAGCAGGUACACAUAGAACAAAAGGAAAAUGAACCUACUGAUUCUGAACUAGACACUCUUAACUCAAAGCCUGGACAUUCUGAAGAUCCUAUUAUAGUAUGUGCUUCUGAAACAAAAUUGGAUUCUCGUAUCCCCUUUCAGUCAGUUAUUCGCAAAUGUGAAGUAAUUGUCAAAAAUGUAUGCCCUCCAAAAGAAGAGCAUGCUCAAUUGCCAAGUCAAAGCACGGAGUCUCAUUCUGAAAUCAAUUCAGCUUCUUCUUCUGCUCCUCAAGCAGUGACAGAACCUUACGUAGGUAAGAAAGCCAAGAGAAAGACAAAGCAUCUUGAGGAAGUCAAGAGCGAUGAUGAAUAUGACUGUCCACCAACUUUCCAUUCUGAUGGUUUGCCUCAGUUAAUGACUGAAAAACCUCAACCAGCUGCUUUGAAAGAGGGCCAUGCUGACCCAAAGGAUGAGAGCACUGAAGCCAGUCUGAAUACUGCUGGUUGUCUUGAUUCAGUCAUUAGCCAACCUCAGCCAGCCGAGAAGGAAGACCAUGUUGAACUGGAAGACACAAACAGCCAACCCAGUGAUUCUAAAGCAAGUGUUGAUUCUACUGGCCACUGUCAGUCACCACCUAAAGACGAUGUGAUCACAAAAAUGAGCCAGUUGAAAAACGAGGCAAAGGACCUUGAAAAGAAGAUCAGUGAACUUAUUUAUUCAAAACUAAUGCAUGAUUCUAGUGUUUCUUUUCAUUCUGCAAUGGAUCACCUUGAACUAGCUCUUAAACAAAUAAAUCUUGAUAGUAAUGAUCAAUUGCCCUCAGAAGAUAACAGCCAGGAUGCCAGUUCUGAAACAAAUUUGCACUCUGAUUUGUCAGUCCAGUCAGUAGUUGGAGCACCUGAAAUCACUGUUUUGGAGCCUGAACACGUUGAACUUGAAGGUAGGAAUAACGAGUCUUGUGAUUUUAAUGACUCUGUCCAAUCAAAGGCUGAUCAGCGUAGUGACAGUGAGGAAAACCAAAGUCAGAAGGAUAAAGAGGACACGGAGGGUAAGAAGGAUGAGGUGCAGGGUUUGGGAAAUACAUGUGUUUCCAAUGUCCCUCAGCCAUUGGCUGGCCAAACUGAAGUUGAAGUAGUUCAGGAGAUCAGCCAUUGGAAGGAGCAGGGGGAUUUGGAAGAUACAAUUGGUGAAUCUAGUGACUCACAAAUCAACUUGCAUUCUGAUGAACCACUCCAGUCUGUGACUAAUACAACCCAGGAGGCUGCUGAAGAAAUACAUUUACUGAGGGGACAUGUUAGACCACAUGAUAGUGACUGUGAGCCCUGUGGCUCUGAAAUAGUGGCUAUUUCAAAUGUCAUUUUUUGCUCAGUGACUCGGAAACCAGAGUGUUUGCAAAAAGAGUGUGCCAGUUCGAAAGUAAAGAGCAGCAGUCCUUGUGGUCCUGAGGUGAGUGUUGAUUCCCAUGACGGUCCUGAAACAAGUUUGGAUUCCAGUGAUCCUUGUCAGUCAGUAGCAGGCCAUCUUCAGAAAACUGUCAAGGAAAUGACUCUGAAGGAAGACCAUAUUUACCUGGAAGAUAAGAGCUACAGGCUAGUUGAUUUUGAACCAACUUACUAUCCUGAUGAUCCUGUUCAGUUGGUGACAUAUCCAUCUGUGGAGGAUGCGUCUAUCACAGAAGUAAACUUGCAAAGUGAGACUCAUAAUGACCUAGAAAAUGAGACCUUCCAGCCAUGUUGUUCUGAAGUAACAUGCAGUUCUGGUGUUCAUCUACAGUCAGAAGUUGACCCACCUCAAGUGGCUUGCACAGUAGCAGAUCUUGAGAAGAAAGAGCUUGACAUAGAAGAAAAGUACAACGAAUCUUGUGAGCCAGAAGCGCUGUAUGAUUCUGACGUCUCUUUUCAGAUAGUAGUUAACCAGCUUCAAACAGCAGAUGAUGGAGAAACAGAUUCACCACAGGUGGUAUUUGUGGAUGUUGUGUCCAGUGAUAGUGAUUGUGACCGGGAAGUAAUUUCUGAUUCAAAUAUCCCUCUUCAGCUAGAAACUGAGCCACCUCAGGUGACUGUUAGAGAAACCAAUGAGAUAAACACAGAUUCUGUUGAUUCUGCAGCAAUAGAAAAGUACUAUUGCAAAUUCUGUGGUUGUGAUUAUGGAGCCUCUCAGUCAGUGACAAAUCAAUCCAAGGAAAGUUUCAAAAUAAUAAAUCGGAAGAAUGACUACAUUAUUCUGGGAGAUUCCACUUGUUCAUCUUGUGGUCAUGAACUCAAUUUCAAUGUUGAUGCCUCUGAACAGCCCAGUACCUGCCAGUUACAAGGGCCUGAUGGUAACUGUAUUGUCCCAGAAGUUAAGAACUAUGACUCUAAUUGUCCUGAUGCCUCUGAACAGCCCACUACCUGCCAGUUACAAGGGCCUGAUGGUAAUUGUAUUGUCCCAGAAGUUAAGAACUAUGACUCUAAUUGUCAUGAUGCCUCUGAACAGCCCACUACCUGCCAGUUACAAGGAACUGAUCGUAGUUCUGUUGUCCCAGAAGUUAAGAAGAAUGUCUCUAAUCGUCAUAAAAGACGUUUCACUUCGGAAGAUACUGUCAAAAGCGUCAGUCCUUGGAAAGAGCCAAGAAGUGUUGCCUGUCGAGACAGGAACUGGGAAUCUAGCAGUUUUGCACCAGGCCCUCCUCUCUGUCCUAUGUCAGUGAUGAGCCGGACAACUGUGAUGCAUAUCCCUUUGAAGAUACCAGACGAGGAUCUAGAAACUUCUCCAUCUGACCUGCGUUUUUACUCUGAUUCUGACACUGAUGAACCUCAACCUGCCAAGAAAUCACGUUCCAGUAAGAAGAUAACUUUUGACAUGAAAGUAACUAAGUAUGAAUAUGAAGACCUCGAGGAAAUGGAAGGAGUGGAAGAGUUUGCAGAACUAUUUCUUGAAGUGCCACCUCAGGUUCCUCCAUUGGUUGUUGUAACACCUCGGGGUCAGAUGAGUGAAACUCCAUUGGUUGUUGUAACACCUCGGUGUCAGAUGAGCGAAACUCCAUUGGUUGUUGAAACACCUCGGUGUCAGAUGAGCGAAACUCCAUUGGUUGUUGAAACACCUCGGUGUCAGAUGAGCGAAACUCCAUUGGUUGUUGUAACACCUCGGUGUCAGAUGAGGGAAGCACCAUUGGUUGUUGAAACACCUCGGUCUCAGAUGAGCGAAACUCCAUUGGUUGUUGAAACACCUUGGUCUCAGAUGAGCGAAACUCCAUUGGUUGUUGAAACACCUCAGUGUCAGAUGAGGCAAGCACGAUCAGUUGUUGGAACAACUCGGACUCAGAUGAGUGAAAUUCCAUUGGUUGUUGAAACACCUCGGUCUCAGAUGAGCGAAACUCCAUUGGUUGUUGAAGCACCUUGGUCUCGGAUGAGCGAAACUCCGUUGGCUGUUGAAGCACCUCCGUGUCAGAUGAGUGAAGCACGAUCAGUUGUUGGAACACCUCGGUCUCAGAUGAGUGAAGCUCCAUUGGCUGUUGGAACAACUUGGUCUCAGAUGAGCGAAACUCCGUUGGUUGUUGAAGCACCUUGGUCUCGGAUGAGCGAAACUCCGUUGGUUGUUGAAGCACCUCCAUGUCAGAUGAGUGAAGCACGAUCAGUUGCUGGAACAACUCGGUCUCGGAUGAGCGAAACUCCGUUGGUUGUUGAAGCACCUCGGUGUCAGAUGAGGGAAGCACGAUCAGGUGUUGGAACAACUCGGACUCAGAUGAGUGAAGCUCCAUUGGUUGUUGAAACACCUCGGUCUCAGAUGAGCGAAACUCCAUUGGUUGUUGAAGCACCUCAGUGUCAGAUGAGGCAAGCACGAUCAGGUGUUGGAACAACUCGGACUCAGAUGAGUGAAGCUCCAUUGGUUGUUGAAACACCUCGGUCUCAGAUGAGCGAAACUCCAUUGGUUGUUGAAGCACCUCAGUGUCAGAUGAGGCAAGCACGAUCAGUUGUUGGAACAACUUGGUCUCAGAUGAGUGAAAUUCCAUUGGUUGUUGAAACACCUCGGUCUCAGAUGAGCGAAACUCCAUUGAUUGUUGAAGCACCUUGGUCUCGGAUGAGUGAAACUCCAUUGGUUGUUGAAGCACCUCCGUGUCAGAUGAGUGAAGCACGAUCAGUUGUUGGAACAACUUGGUCUCAGAUGAGUGAAAUUCCAUUGGUUGUUGAAGCACCUCCAUGUCAGAUGAGUGAAGCACGAUCAGUUGUUGGAACAACUCGGACUCAGAUGAGCGAAACUCCGUUGGUUGUUGAAGCACCUCGGUGUCAGAUGAGCAAAGCACGAUCAGUUGUUGGAACAACUCGGUCUCAGAUGAGCGAAACUCCGUUGGUUGUUGAAGCACCUCGGUCUCGGAUGAGCGAAACUCCGUUGGUUGUUGAAGCACCUCGGUGUCAGAUGAGGCAAGCACGAUCAGUUGUUGGAACACCUCGGUGUCAGAUGAGCGAAACUCCGUUGGUUGUUGAAGCACCUCGGUGUCAGAUGAGGCAAGCACGAUCAGUUGUUGGAACACCUCGGUCUCAGAUGAGCGAAACUCCGUUGGUUGUUGAAGCACCUCGGUGUCAGAUGAGGCAAGCACGAUCAGUUGUUGGAACAACUCGGUCUCAGAUGAGCGAAACUCCGUUGGUUGUUGAAACACCUCGGUGUCAGAUGAGGCAAGCACGAUCAGUUGUUGGAACACCUCGGUGUCAGAUGAGUGAAACUCCGUUGGUUGUUGAAGCACCUCGGUGUCAGAUGAGCAAGGCACGAUCAGUUGUUGGAACACCUCGGUGUCAGAUGAGCGAAACUCCGUUGGUUGUUGAAGCACCUCGGUCUCAGAUGAGCAAGGCACGAUCAGUUGUUGGAACACCUCGGUCUCAGAUGAGCGAAACUCCGUUGGUUGUUGAAGCACCUCGGUCUCAGAUGAGCAAGGCACGAUCAGUUGUUGGAACACCUCGGUCUCAGAUGAGCAAAACUCCGUUGGUUGUUGAAGCACCUCGGUCUCAGAGGAGCAAGGCACGAUCAGUUGUUGGAACACCUCGGUCUCAGAUGAGCAAGGCACGAUCAGUUGUUGGAAAAACUCGGUCUCGGAUGAGGAAAAAUGAGGUGAAAAGCAACCCACAGGAAUCCCAAGGUCAUCUCUCCAGUUGCUCUGAGACCAAGAAAGUUCUUCUGGGUGCAAAAGAAAAGACUGCCUGCUCUGACAAUAACCAGAACACCACAUCAGUUCACGCAUUGCCACAUCUUGAAUCUAUUGAAGGUAAAGUUGGAGACACCAAUGACGUCUCAGUGACUGUAGGUAAACCAUCUUGCUCCCUAGCAGAGGGGCUCCAUCAGCAACAUGGGCACGUGGCUUCUGAGAACCAGGUAGAAGGAGUCAGAUGUGGAACUCAAGCAAGGUCUGGGAAGAAAAGAAAAAUGGCAGGACAAGAACGAUUAACAAAAGGGAAGCAUUCCCAACCUGACAGCCAGAAAAAGAAAACCCAAACUAAGAAAACAGAGUUACCCAAACCACAAACUAAAGCUUUGGAGCUUGGACAGCCCGAUUCCUUAGUCUCUAUUUUUUCUUCUCUAAGUAUGAAGGAAAAUCAGUCUUUGAAACCACCUAAAAUGAAGCCUGGCAGGGAGAGGGAUUUACGAUUCACAUACAGUUGUAAAAAGCAGAGCGCUCCUAGCCCAGCACGUAAGAAACCUGUGACUAAUCCUCCACAGACCCCAGCGGUAGCAGACCGUGACAAACACGAGGUAGCUGGCAGUGGUCUCAGUAAGACUGACCCAAAGCCCAGUGCAGGAGAGGGUGGUGCCAACAACCCAAGCGUGGCUUCAAGAUCCAUUCUGGCAAUGCCGAAGAAAAGAAUCGUGUUCAGGAUCCUUGGGGCCAGCCAGUCUUCACCUCCAGAAAAUUCAGGUGUGGGUGCUCCUGCAGUUCCAAAGGAUAACAAUUUCCAGCAACCUCUUUCAAAUCGUGACAGUGCCAGAAUUAUUCCCAAAUUAAUUCUAAAGGAGGUUAUAGACACUAAAAAUCAAAAGAAAUUUUGGAAAAAGAAGAUGGCUGCUACACAUCAAUCAAGCUUACUCAAAAACACUUACAAAACAGUGGUCCGGAAAAGAACAAAAUUUUCAGAAAAAAUGGCUCUUUGGGUUCAGCUGAUAGCAGCCGACAUCGUUAGGAAGUAUGUUGGUGGAUGCCGUAGUUUUACACGCCGGAGGCGUCAGUCAAAGACUGUUUUUAUUCGAAUGCAACUGAGGAAGAAGAAGAUGGUCGCCAGGAAGAUAAAGGAGGCCAAGAGAGCAGCAGCUGAAGCGCGAGCCCUUGCGCGUGCGCGUGCGCGUUCGCGCCUCUGCGUCAUCUCAGUUGUCCCAGCUGUUCCUGAAGAGCCGUCAUGCAGCGCCGCUGCAGGGCCUGCAGCGCUGCCUGCUGUCCCGAGUCCUGCGAAUGCUGCGGGAGUAAAGCGCUACCGGAAAACCUACUACCGAAGGAAGAAGAAGAAGCUGCUUCCUGUGAGAGAGUAUGACCUGAGAAGCUCAAGUUCCACAUCAAACGGGAGGGUGACACGUCUCACAAGCAGAUCGAGAAGCAAUGAGGCAAAAUAAAAGCGCAUAUCGUCGCUGAUGGAGAGAUCAGUCCUCACUUGGAUGGAACACAUUCGGACUUGAGUGAACGUACUUUUCCCAGCUUUGGCGGGGAAACUGACCUUACACUAUCCUUACACUAUUUUGCUACAGAUAUUAUUUUUCAGAGAUUUUAUAUUCAUUUAAGAUUAGUGUUUAGGGUCCUUUUUUUUUUCUUUUAAAGGUUUAAAAGCAAACUUUGUCCCGUUUCUGUAGAAGAGCUUCAUCUUAAUUUGUCUUAUAAUUUAGCAUAGAAUUUUGUCCCUUUAAUCAUGUCCACAUUCAUUUCCUCUGGAAAUCUUUCGUGCCAAAAAGUUAUAACACUGGGAGAAUGAACAUAGCAAACUUAUUAAUGUCAUCUUUUAAACAAUUGGACAGACGUCUUUACUGAAUUACCACGCUUACAAGUUGAAUGGUCAAUAAGUAUUCUAACUGGAUGAAUAAAAAGAGCGACAUUGUGCUAUCUGAGUUUUCGACUAUGAUUGACUUGAAUGUUCACAAAAAUAUAAUUUAUUUUUCUUUUAAAGGCAUUCCACGAAAUAAUUCUUUAAUUGAGGUUUCUUUCUUCUUCUUUUUUUUUUAAGUACCUGGUGAUUUUUAUAGACAACAGAAAUUCUUUCUCCUUCAUUUCGAUUGGAUCUGCAAGUCCGUAGCUUUCCUCCUUUGGACACAUACCCACAAGUCUGUUCAUUGGCAUUAUUAACCUUGUAUGGAAAAAGACUUUGCAAACAUGAUUAGGCUUUUAAACUACCUUUUCUCCCUUUACUAGUAGUCUAAAAUGAAAAUCCAGGUAAUUUUUAUCAUCUUACUUGUUAAUAUUUCAGGCACCAUUUAAAAUAUUGAAGUAAAGUUAUUGGUUUGAUAAUAGUGUGUGGGCUGGCCAUUGUCAAUGAGUGAAAAACUUGAACAUUUCAGAACACUUAAUGUAGUAACUUAACUAGAGACCCACUUUACAAGUGAGAAAUGAUUUAUACAUCAAUCAGUUUAUCUUCAACUGUCUAAUUAUCUUAAACUAGUUAGAUAGUUCAAGGUGAGACUAAUUUGACAUCUUUUCUUAAACUACCUAAUUGAUUUUAACAGUUCAGAUAAAAGAUGCUUGGAUACACAGUGUGAGCCUCUGGUACUUGAGUAUAUUCCUUUAAGGGACGUUGACUGACCUGGUGCAGAUGCAUCCUAGUUCUUGUUCAGUCAAGACCUCAAUCUCUUUCUGUCAUCGAUGUUACAAGGAAACAAAGUUUCCCUUUAUUGUGUAACUAAUAUAUCUUAGUGAAACUAGAGUCAGUGUUAAGCUGUGUGUUGAUUUCAGAGAUAAAACUGUGUUACCUUAGAAUUAAUGAAAUAUCAAUGUGGUUUUGUUUCAGGUGCCAUUACUUAACAUGUGAGUCAUUAAUGGUGAUAUUAUUGUCAUUACUUCUAAAUAUAAGCAGUAAUUAUAUUGCAGAGUGGACAAAUGUGGUUUUUUUUAGUUGGCAAGUAACGUGUUUAAUUUCUUCAACCUUGCCUCCUGAUUAUACAAACAUUUUAAUUCCCUUUCUUAAAAAAUAUCCCAGUAAGCCACUAGUUUUUUUUUUAAGUCUUCAAAUUUUUUUUUUUUUUUUUUUUUUUUUUUUUGGUUUUUCGAGACAGGGUUUCUCUGUGUAGCUUUGCGCCUUUCCUGGAACUCGCUUUGGAGACCAGGCUGGCCUCGAACUCACAGAGAUCCGCCUGGCUCUGCCUCCCGAGUGCUGGGAUUAAAGGCGUGAGCCACCACCGCCCGGCAAAAUCUUCAAAUUUUAAUUAAGGAAAAAAAACUCUGUUUCACUGAUUAUGAAGUAAACAUGUAAAAGCACUCUGUUUGCAGGUAUUAAUGUCUUUUGUAGUUCCCAGACACCCACUAUAAUAAACACUCCUGCAAUGUAAGUUAAAAGAGAGAGUUCAUACUCAAAUAACCUACCAUGGAAUUAUGCCACACCAUGUCUAUUAUGACUAUAUUCUGCAAUGGGGAUUAUUCUCAUAAUUCAAAUGAUAAAAAUUUCAAGUUAAAAAAUGUUACAGUUUUUUUUUCCCCACAAAUUGGAAACUCUUCUAAGUACCAUUUUAAGGAAAAGCAAGGAAAAGAUUCCUAUGUAAAAUUCACAUCACCCAAAUAUAAAAUGUCUGCUUCAGAUAUGAUGGUUUUGUUUAGCAUUUUGCAAGUGUUCACUAAGUUCUUCUAAGGAAUAUUAUUUUAGGCAAGCUUGGAAACUUGAAAUUAUAAAACGUAAGUUAAAUUGGAAGUGAAUUUUUCAGAAUUUGAUAGGAUACAAGAUGUGCCCCUUUGUCUACACGAAUAUUGGCUUAAUUUUUCAGGCUAGGUUGAAACAAUUGCUUAUUUUGUGUAGUCAAGAGUGCAUUUUAGUCUUUUAAUAGUAGUACAUCAAAUUACAACCAUAGUGAAUGUUUUGUUAAUCUUGUCCUUUUCAGUAUCUUGAAUAGAUUUUUAUUGUAAUUGUCCUGGUGUAUACAGUGUGUGGACAAUAUUGUGUAAAGAGUGUUUUUUGCAUUUGUGCAUUUAAAUUAUUUAUGUAACUAGGGCUCUGAGUAACACUUUUUUUUUGCUUAAAGAAAGCUAUAUUUAAAUAUUCAAAUAAUUAUAUAUUUCCAUGUAAAACUAAUGUGAAGACCGAUGUAUUUUUUAUAAUGCAAUUUAAAGUGUAAGCUUGUUUUGAUGUUAUCAAGAUACAUUUAUUAAAUAUUGAAAUUUGUGUGUACUCUCUCCUCAUAUUAGAACCUUUUCCUUGAAAUACUUAAAAAGAAUCAGAGAGUCACCAAGUCUGAAGUAACUCUGUUAAAAGGCCUGAGAGAUGAUAAAUAAGAGAGUGCAAAUGUUGAUGCUGGCGAGAAAAUAGUUUAACCAAAGAUGCACGGUUGUACUCAAAUCAGUACUUAUUUCAGAAGAUUAAACGACCACUCAUUUGCGUGGUGGAGUGAUGGGGCAGCUGUGUUUUACUUGCGCACCUGUACUGAAAGGAUUGAGUUCAGGAGCAGGAUCCAUCCCACCAUCUGACCCCUUUUGGGAAAGGAGAACCCCAAACCUUCCAUCUACCUCCCUGUCUUCUAGUGCCAGUAGCGUAAGACCGUGCCGACAGGAUGACAUGGGAGAGUAUGUCAGGGAAGAGUGAGCCAGGCGUUGUGACCCUAGAAUUGUUGACUUACAGGGUUUGUUUCUAGAAUGAGAAUAUCUUACUCUUUCCAAUGAGAAAUUACUUUGUAGUAAAGGAAUUUUAUGUUUAGAAUCAUGGAAUUACAGAAUUAUACACCAAAAUGCCAACUUGAGGAAAUGGAAGGUAAGGAGACUUAGCAUUUCCUCAUCUCUUGUUCAAAUGAACUCAGAUAUUAAAGGGGAAAAAGGAUAAUUUAAAACAUUUCCCUUUGUCCUUAUACUUUUUGUGUGUAAAGUUCCAAGUAUUUUAAGCCACGGGCUUCGUUUUUAAAACUGAUUUGCUUUGAUAAGGAUUAGGUCGAGGCUGAAGAAGUUUGUUGCUGGGGCUUUACAUUAUUUCUAGGUUUGUUUAUUGAUUUUAAUAACCUUUAAACCUGGAAAGCAAUUUAUUUACCAGAUUUACUCCUCCCAAAUUUAGUGUUUGUACAUAUCGAGCCCUUCUUGAGGACAGCACAUUUCCCUAAGCUUUAACUGCAUCGUGUCCCUUGAUCUUUGUAUUUGGGAGCCUUGGAUUCUAGAACGAUUACUAGGGAGAAAACUGAGGCAUAGAGUAGUUAACCCCCAGUUAGAGGCCGUCUCUCUUCUAGGUUCUGUUUCCUUAGUUUCCCUGCUUAGUUUAUAAAAAACGGUACCUUUAUGUUAGUCUUGGGGUAGUUUUUUGUUGCUUUGUUUCGCUUUGGUUUUUUUUUUUUAAAUUUGUUUUGUUUAUCAGGAUUAGGGUUUUUGUUGUUGUUUCUUGGUUGUUUUUCGUUUGUUUGGUUGAGAAUCUCCUUUGUUAUAUAUAGCAUGCUGAGUAUUUUUGGUUUUUAGUUACUUUUUAGCAAGUAGUUUUAAAUUGACUUCAGUUUUAAUUUUGUUGUCUUUCUGCCUCUCAGAGUUGAACCCAGGGCCUUGUGUGUGUGGAUUAGGUGCCCUGUUGCUGUGUUGUACUCCAGUUCUCAGACAGUUUUUAGUGACCAGAGUCUUUGUUUCCUGACAGCAAGUGAGAAAGCCAACCGGUGAGGCUAGCGUAGUUCCCUUCAUAGCUCUUCUUUAUUAUCUGAUUACUCCUCAGAUCCAAGACUGGACAGCAGAGUUGCCUUUUGGGGUGUUCUUGUGGCGCACUUGAGUGUUGAAUGCUCUUUGGAUCUUUGACUCUCCUUUUCCUGCCCAGCGUGGUAUUCUUUUCCCUGUGCUCAGUCAGUCCUCAGUUUCAGCAUAUACACACACACACACACACACACACACACACACACACGCACGCACGCACGCACGCACGCACGCACGCACGCAUCACCUCAUGCCCUCAAUCCUUUCAUGAGGGAUUGCUUGCAGGGAACUGAAAUCUGAGAUUGGUAACCACCAAAUUGCUGGUUUAAUCCAGAUGUGCCACAGAGCCAGGAACUGUGUUGGUGACAGCCUCUUGGUUAAGUUGUUCAGCAUAUUUAGAUACCGUCAAAACAAGGAAGUCAGCAUUGAUCUCAUGUAUCUACUCUGCAGACCUUAUUAAAAUUUCACAAAUUAUCCCAAAAUGUCCUUAUAGGUCCUGGAUUUGAUCCACAUUUCUGGACUUGAUGGACUUUGUUGGUUUCUUCGAUGUGGAGCAGUUUCUCGCCUGUCUGUACUUGAUAGCAUGGCAUUUUGAAAGUACUGCUUUAUUUGUGGGAUAUCCUUGAGUUUGAGCUUGUCUGUGUUUCUUUGUAACCUGCAUUUUUGGAAUUCUGUGUUCUUCUCAGUGUGUAUUAACUGAAGCCAUGUGAUGUCAGUUUGAAUAAAUGUGGUGAUAGAAUAUA
Messenger RNA from Peromyscus californicus insignis, 14653 nucleotides. It is a transcript of the gene Zdbf2, whose product is annotated as zinc finger DBF-type containing 2. Lineage: Eukaryota; Metazoa; Chordata; Mammalia; Rodentia; Cricetidae. Gene Ontology annotation, biological process: epigenetic programming of gene expression; genomic imprinting. The record is from RefSeq and is a predicted model, not a curated record.